UCAGUCCUGGUCUGCUCGCUAUCCUUGUGUGCAGCCUCCUCCUUUCUCUCCUGUCCUUCACCGUGUAUUUGUAACUCUGACAGCAUGGAGGUGGACUGCAGUGGCAGAGGACUCACAUCUAUACCACCCGAUCUCCCCCAGGACAUCCGAAUCCUUCUAUUGCUCAACAACCGCAUAACCUCUCUUGCUGGAGGACCUUUCUCAAACUUGACAUCUCUGCACCGGUUGGACCUCUCCAAUAACUUCCUUGACCAGUUACCCCCAGGCCUCUUUGCGGAUCUGGGGAACCUCACCGAAAUUCGUCUUCGGAACAACAGCAUCCGCAGUAUAGAGCGGGACCUCCUGCAAGGCCUGCCACAGCUUCGUAGACUGGACCUGUCCCUCAACUUUUUGUCUCAGUUACCUUCAGGAUUGUUUGAUGACCUAUCAACACUCCAUUGGUUAUCAUUGCGUUCCAAUCGGCUGCAGAGUUUGGACAGGAUGACUUUUGAGCCUCUUGCCAGCCUGGAGAGCAUUCAGCUGGGUGAUAACCCAUGGGAGUGUGACUGCAACCUACGAGACUUCAAACAUUGGAUGGAGUGGUUCUCGUACAGAGGAGGUAAAAUUGAUGAGCUGCAGUGCACCCUCCCCAAGGACCUGCGCGGGAGGGACAUGCGGAUGGUCCCCGUCGAGAUGUUUAAUUACUGCUUGCAGCUAGAAGACGAAAACAGCUCUGGACCAGUAGACAGGCCAUCCCUCCCCUGCACAAAGGCAAGCCCUGCCCUUGCGGAGCCAGACCCAGGGCCCGACUGCCCACAGAAACAGAAGUAUCGCCCUGCCAGUGUCCGGCGAGCCAUCGGUACUGUGAUCAUCGCGGGAGUGGUUUGCGGUGUGGUCUGCAUCAUGAUGGUAGUGGCAGCAGCGUAUGGAUGCAUCUAUGCUUCACUAAUGGCAAAGUACCACCGAGAGCUAAAGAAACGACAGCCCUUGAUGGGUGACACAGAAGGAGAGCAGGAGGAACAGCGGCAGAUCUCAUCAGUCGCGUGA
Staurois parvus is the source of this 1026-nucleotide messenger RNA. Lineage: Eukaryota; Metazoa; Chordata; Amphibia; Anura; Ranidae. The record is from the annotation of a GenBank genome assembly.